Molecule: messenger RNA, 891 nt
Organism: Chlorella variabilis
Lineage: Eukaryota; Viridiplantae; Chlorophyta; Trebouxiophyceae; Chlorellales; Chlorellaceae
Exons: 4
Coding region: 1-891 (296 amino acids)
Source: RefSeq, a predicted model, not a curated record
AUGUCGGCACCGCGGCGGGUGGUGAGUGCGGCGGAGGUACACACCCCCGAGUUUGGCAUUGGUUUGACCAGCUGGGCGCCUAUCGUGCUCCACAGGACCUGCUCCGAGGCCGCCACCCAGGCCCGCUCCGCGCUGCGGCGGUUCCGGGAGGCCGCGGCGGGCGGCGAGGGCGGCGAGGCCGCCGUGCCGGCGGCGAGCCGGCGGCAGCGCCUCACCGUCAGGCUGCCGCUGCCGUCCCCGGAGCGCCAGGACGACGCGGUACGGGAGUACAGCCAGGCGGAUUGGCCGGGCGGCAUCCAGCAGCGCUUCCGCCGCCUGCGGCCGCUCGUCGAAGAGCAGUUCCUCAGCGGCUACGACCCGCAGUUUGUUGGCAUGCUAGAGUCGCCGGCAGACGGCAUCGGCGUGUGGCGCGCGGCAGGCGGCAGCAUCACGGUUGUCGGCAACCUCAACUUUGCGUCCUUUGCCAGGCUGUGUGCCGGGGAGUUUGGAGAGAGUGUGCUGGACCCGCAGCACACCCUGAUUGCGGUCAACCACACGUGGACCUCGUCCCGAGACAUCGGGCAGGCAGGUGGUGGGCUGUGGGACAAGAAGCUCAAGGCGCAGGCGGCGGCGCUGAUAGACGACCCGUGCGCCUGGCUGCCGCUGUACCAUCUGUGGGACGUGCGUACUGCCAAGGGCGCCACCGGCCUGCUGUUCAGGUCGUGGCCCCACGACUGGCAGCUCCACUCCACCACCGGGCAGGACGAGGAGCGCGCGGCGGCGCUGGAUGCGCCGCCACUGCUGGUGACGCCCGAGCGGCCCAGCCAGGAGCGGCAGAUUGAGGCACUCAACGCCGCGCUGGAGGCGCAGCGCCGAGAGGAGAAGGAGUGGUGGCAGCAGCGGCGCAAGUAG